Carassius auratus (goldfish) is the source of this 727-nucleotide messenger RNA. RefSeq names its product palmitoyltransferase ZDHHC5-like. Gene Ontology annotation, molecular function: palmitoyltransferase activity. Lineage: Eukaryota; Metazoa; Chordata; Actinopteri; Cypriniformes; Cyprinidae. The transcript is spliced from 5 exons. The annotation marks the transcript as partial. The record is from RefSeq and is a predicted model, not a curated record. Gene Ontology annotation, biological process: protein palmitoylation.
AUGAGUGGGGGUGUGUCUGGACCCACCUCUCCACCCCACCCCACUGCUCCAUCUCCAGACCUCUCCGGCCUAGUCGCUACGUGCCAGUCUCUGCGGCAACAGCCUUCUUGGUCGGCAGCAACCACCCUCUUCUUCUGCUUCACUGCCCUUGGCUUCAGGCGAUUUCUGUCGCAUGUGCCAAUCUACAAUGGCAUUAUGUUUCUGUUUGUUCUGGCCAACUUCUGUAUGGCCACCUUUAUGGAUCCUGGCAUCUUCCCUAGAGCUGAGGAAGAUGAGGAUAAAGAGGAUGAUUUCCGAGCUCCUCUUUAUAAGACUGUGGAGAUUCGAGGCAUUCAAGUGCGGAUGAAGUGGUGCUCUACUUGCCGUUUCUACAGACCCCCACGUUGCUCCCACUGCUCCGUGUGCGACAACUGUGUGGAGGAUUUUGAUCAUCACUGUCCGUGGGUCAACAACUGCAUCGGCCGGAGGAACUACCGUUACUUCUUCCUGUUCUUGCUCUCUUUGACGGCUCACAUAAUGGGCGUAUUUGGCUUCGGCCUGCUUUUCAUUCUCUACCACACCCAGCAGCUGGACCGAGUGCAUUCGGCUGUCACUAUGGCUGUCAUGUGUGUCGCUGGGCUUUUCUUCAUCCCAGUGGCAGGUCUCACUGGUUUCCAUGUCGUUCUGGUGGCAAGAGGCAGGACCACCAAUGAGCAGGUUGUGACAUGCACAAUCAUAAUCUUCUUUU